Anarrhichthys ocellatus (wolf-eel) is the source of this 28242-nucleotide messenger RNA. It is a transcript of the gene tet2, whose product is annotated as tet methylcytosine dioxygenase 2. Gene Ontology annotation, molecular function: DNA 5-methylcytosine dioxygenase activity. The record is from RefSeq and is a predicted model, not a curated record. Bases 18119 to 23434 code for a protein of 1771 amino acids. Lineage: Eukaryota; Metazoa; Chordata; Actinopteri; Perciformes; Anarhichadidae. Gene Ontology annotation, biological process: myeloid cell differentiation; positive regulation of transcription by RNA polymerase II; chromosomal 5-methylcytosine DNA demethylation, oxidation pathway. The transcript is spliced from 9 exons. Gene Ontology annotation, cellular component: nucleus.
AACACAAAACAAGACAAGUUAAAAGAAAGUAAAAGUUAAGAGACAGUGACGUAACGGAGUUCAUUUAAAAAACUGACAUUUUUGGGAACCUGCCUCUAUUUCUUUCAUUUUAGAUUUAAAAGCAGUAAGUGGUGUCAGUUCUUUGAGUUUUAAAUCAUUCUGCAACAUAUUCCAUGAUAUGACAUAUACAUUCCCAUGUUUUACAGGACAUCAGGUCUUAUCUCAAUUAGCAAAUAGCUAAUGGGUUGUUAGUUGUUGUUUUUACCCUGAAUUCACUAAGUGCUACUACUAGAUUAACAUCUGAAUGGCCCAUUAGAUUAUAACUGAUCUCACUCAGGUUUGUGUAUUGGGCUUGUGUAUUCUACUAACUACAGUCGUAAUAUAACCACAGCAUGGCCUCAGGUAAAAAGCAGAGUAAAGGCAUGCCCGCAAGGAGGAGAAUAAUGACUGACCCUAAAUUGGGCAUUGUAAUUUAACCUGCAGGAGAAAUGCAGGGAUUCAGUUUUCUUUUUUACUGAACUUAAAGCCCCAAGUUAAGACUGUUAACAGUGACAUUUAGUGAAUUAUGUGCAUACAAGGGGCAUUAGAGAAGGUGAAGAGGCAGUGAAGUCCAAAUAAGGUCAGUUGCUUGUCAAAUGACUUAAUGUAAACAGCUGAUGAUGACAAACAAUGGAGAACAUUAUUCCAUCACAGCCUAACAUUCCUUUUCCCCCUCUGAAUUAAGCAUUUGUUUUAAAACGUUUGUUUACAUGCUGCAUUUCUGUGGAUAGCUAUGCAGCCCCUACACCACAGUACACACUCUCUUACUCUCUACUGAAAAUGAUCUGUUUGUAGUGGAAGAGAAUCCCCUCUUUUAUUUUCUAAGUGAGCAGUCAGGAAACUUGCAAACCAACAAUGGCGGUGUACCCCUCUGACGCAAUGGCAUGGCUGUGUUUUGAUAUGAGAAGCAUGGUCACUGACAGUGUAGAGUCAACGCGAGUGCUGAAGCACACGCGUUCUCCAUAGUACUCAUAAAGUAUGUUGUUACUACACGAGAUCAGGUGAUUCAUGCUUUUGUGUGUGUGUCUGUUGAUCCCAUUGACCAUUCAUUAUGUGAAGACACUGUGUAAUGUCUCAUGUGAAAAACUAGUAUUUUUUGAUUGUUUUUAUUUAGCUAACAAGUAGAAUAAAAAAUAAAAAGGUACAGCUGGAAUUAGCCAACAACAAGACAGUUCUGUAUCUUGUGUAUCGACUGGUUUAUUUGUGAUAGCUUGUUGUUAAACAUCACAUUCCACAAUUAUCAAAUUCAUAGUUUGGAUGGAUUGCAUCUAACCCAGUUCAUUGCUUGCCACUGAAAGCACAUUAUUAAUGGUUGUCACGGUGUGGUUGUACAAUUUGUGUUCCCCUUUGUGUACACAGGGUUUACAAAUGCUAAUCCUGACCUACAUAACAAUGACACAUUCUAAAAUUGAGAAAUAAAAGCCCAAAAUCUUACUGGAGGUGUUUCCACGAGCUUCUGCAUGGCUGCUGUUACAUCAGCAGCUGAAAAGGCAGCAGAACAUUAAUGGGCUUAUAGGGGGGCUGGGUGGGGGAAGGGCCCGAUAGAUCAAUCACAUGCACAUAGCUUCUCUCAUCUAUCCGCACCUACAGAUAAAGCAGUGUGGUGGGAUUGCUCCUUCGUCAUGGCCGUAAGUCCCCUUUAUGUCACUCCCAGGGCAGAGACAAUAUCACCUUUGGGAAGAAUGUCCAGUUGCCAUAGCGUUCCAAAACAAUGCUGUCCACUUACAAUACCCCAGCCCUUACCCAAGCCCUCACCUCUGACCCUGCUCUGUCCAGCCCACGCAUCGCAUUUCCACCCAGGGGCUGUUGCACAAAUGACACAGAGAAGCAAGCCCAGUGGCAGGUUAGACAUUUUAUAUUGCACUACCUGCAUGCUAGUCAUAUAGCUUGGACUGCUUUUCAACAAAAUGGCGAGAUACUGAGUGUUGUAUUGAUUUCUGCAGUAUUGAUUUCCCUCUUGUCUGCUAUUGGGGGUUGUUUUUCUAUUGAGAGCAAGAGAGAAGCAACAACCGGCAAUCAAGUGCUGGAAUCUCAGUGCCGUAGUCGCUCAUUUACACACGGUUCUAAACAGAAUUAGUCACCCAAUAUGCACAGUUGUGAGAAUUUUCUUAUUGAUGAAAGCAAAGUAGGACGAUUAAGAUGAGGUUGAAUAAGCUCAUACAUCCAUGUGGCGUUUUGAUAGAGAAAGUUGAACUGCAUGCCAUAUGCCACGUUAUUUAGGAUGAAUUGUUUGAGUUUUGGUAUUUAUUGGAAGUUUACCCAUACUUAUUGAUCAGUUCUGAAGCCUGCUGAAUGUAAUGAAAUGUCUACCCUGACUCACUUCUCUAUGUCUGGACUUACUGCGAAACACAUCAUAGGUUGGAGAGUGAUGUGCCCAUCUUCUCUGAAAAUGAAUCAAAAGAAUGAACUGAAGCCAAAUCACAAAACAAUAUGUCAGUUUUCAAUAGCAGAUCAUAACACCAGAUCCAUCCCAACCCCCGCCAAGAAUCGUGGCUUUCCGUCCUAUGAAGGCCCAACUUCGCUCAAGAGCCUUGAAUGUGAUCAUGGCCUGCGACUGGUUUAUUGGUCAUCACUGGAAUUGUGCAAUAGUAAUCGUGUUUUUACGAGCCUGAUAUAAACAUGUUAUCAGUAAUUGCCACACCUGAUACAUUGUGAAUCCCAAAUAGGACUCGUGGCCUUCUUUUUCCACGAGGCCGCGCAGCGUUAGCCGGGCUGGGGCGUAAUUAUGGAGUGUGAGUGAUAAGGCUCUGUUUGAGUGGCACAGGGCCAUAGGGAGUGUUGCUGGCGCUGUCAGCGUGUAUCGAUGUCAGGGUUUACCUCAGGGGUGAGACAGCGAGGGCAGUGACUCAAAAGCUUCCUCCACGUGAGCCCACGCACAUGGCCGCUCUGUUUACAAACACUAUCCCGGCAUUCCGCACGGAGAGACACAAGUGAGAUCUUACGUAAUCGCUCCAAAGCGAAUAGCAUCCCUUCCCGCCUCUCCGACGGUUGGACAAUAUUCUUGAAUGCUGCUAUCGCCGGUCCCGCUACAAGAAGUUGAGAAUAAUGAAAGGAAAUCAAGAGCUCCAGUCACAACAGCGUAUGUGCUCGAGAACAGCAAGACGGAGAGCAGGCCUUUUCUUAUGUUGAUGAUGGUCUGACGGCGCAUUGCUCCUGCGCAGGCGAAGGCCUAAAUAUUGACAGGUCAGGAAAAAAAACUGGCUGUAAACUUUUCUGUCAAACUUCCUUUACGAUUGCAGCUUUGGGUCAUUUAAACAAAAUGGCAAUAUUUGCCAAAGGUUUCAUGGGUGAAAAACCAGCAUGUGCACAGAUGUAAAGGCACAUUUGAGUCCACAGUGGUGCUUUUCAUUGCACUGCACAGUUUAAUAUAAAUGAUUUAUUGUUAUUUGUAAGUCAACAUGAAAAUAUGCAGAAAAAAACGUUGGUGUUUCUGUAUCGGAGAAUGAGACGUGCCUCUUUGCCAGCCAAGAUGUGGCUUUUCAAACAUUAGGCGUAGCUAUUUGUGCAGAAGUAAACCUGCACACAUGCAGUCAACAUGCUUUACAGAUCUUGAAAAGGCACCUAACGUCAUGCUAGGAUCUUACCCUUAAUGGGACUCUUGUGUCAGAAUGUAUAGCGGUCAAAUCUGUGACAAUGAGGAGGCUUUGUCACACGUCUAAUCCUGAAAGGUUCAUCAGAAACAAAGACCAAAAGAGGGAACUCUUUUCGUGUAUAGUUUGUCACAAUGCAUCCUCUGUUAAAAUUGGCAGAACAAUAUCUGAAAACAAUUAAUAACAAAUGCCCCUGUCUCGGUCGAAACGCCGUCAUCAUAGCGCAUCUCCGAGGGGUUCCAAUGGCGAUCUAAACAACUGCUUCUGAUGGCUGUUAACCCCUCUUCUAAAAUGGCUGUCAGAUAUGUACGGUUUCACUGCUCGGAGCUGUCAUUGAAAAGGUUAGGCCCUGUGGCCCCCUGUUGUCUGAGCAAGGAGUACAAAGACAGACAGCUGGUCCUGAAUGUCAUUUAGGAGCGUAACCCUCCUAAAGGCUCUGAAUGACAUCACUACCUACUUUUGAGGGCUUCAACUGGCUCACGCUCAAUAUUAGGUUUCCUAAGUGGAAUGUACGAGUGCAGCAGCUGGUGCUCAAUGACGAUCAGACCGGCUUGCAUCCAUAUAUGUAUUUAUAUUGGGAACGUUUCAAAGACUGAUUUUAGCUUUGGGUCUGAAUGGAUAGAAACUUCCCAAAUAAGAGUCUUCCCGAUGUGGGAGGCACAAACACAGGCAGGAAACCACUAAACUGCAUGGCAGAACAUGAUUGAUGACUCCUGAAGCUCACACAUAUUUUGCCUUUAAGUGAACGCUAAAACAACACACAGACUAUGUUUAAGAGCUCGUUAAUUAUUGUUUAUAAUCUCUGUACUUCCUUCUGAGUUGUCAGAAAUGCAGUAAAGUGUUACUACAUUCUUACACUGAAGCCAUGAUUCACAGAAAAUACCCCUCUCUCUCUCUCUCUCAGAAGGAUUUGUGAUUUCUAUUCAAUGAGAGUCACGUGCCUCCUACUCAGUGGAGGGAAAGAGGGAGCUUAGCAACAGUGGUUGAGGUCUGGCUGCUUAAAAACCCACAGGGGAAAGAAUAUCUCUACAUUUGCUUUCCAGAUGACGAAUGAGACCGAGCAAAUCAUUUUUUUGUUCAAAGUUGUUCUGUGCAUGACAACAACAUAUUUCACGUUUAGCAAUAGCAAGUUUAUUUCUAUAGCACAUUUCAUACACAGGUGCAAUUUGGCAUGCUUUACAUAAAUAAAAGCUAAAAGGGUUAUAAUAUGAUGAAAAGAAAAUAUAGAGCACAUAAAAUAGUAAUCAAACAGAGAGUUGUAUUAUUAUAAAAAGUACAAAGUAAAAAGUACAUAAAAUAGAAUAAAAACGUGGUGUAAAAACAUAGUAGAAGUAAUCUCUACUGUGUGUAAAUGUUUUUUGGUACACCCGAUAGAGAACCAUAGAGCAAAAGCCCCUCAAUUGAGCUUAGCCAUAAGCCCAAGACGUCACUUCCCGUUUGAUAAAUACAAGGAGAAAGAGUUUUUGUUCAAAACAAACAACUAUUUAAAGCUCAGUCUUCCAAAAAUCUGAAAUCUGCCCUCGUAUUGAGUCCAUUUGGAAUUCCUCCACUGCCAUGUGCAUGUUUUAACUUCCUUCCUAUAAUAAUGUUUCCCUUUUGCUUUGUUUACUGUUCACCUCCGCUUCCUGUUUAAUUGGAAGCUGGUUUGGAUUUGGAUCAUGCAAACAGAGAGGAAAUAUUUGCUAAAUAUAUGUGCCUGUGAGCUAAUCACAUGCCAAGACUGGCAGGCUAGAGAGUGAAUUGAAGAUGGGACCUAGUGUUUGCUCAUUGCUUGGUUUUUGUGUAUGAGUUUUCCAUUUCACGCCCGGUUGCAAUGGAUGGGAGAAUGUAUGAGGAGGAAAAGGUCAAUAUGAAGUGUUCCUUGUCCUACCAUUUUAACGAAGAGCAACUACAACAUCUUUCGUGGUGAGUCUCUAAAAACAAAUGCUCGUAGCUCAAGAUAACACAAAGACUAUCUUGUUCUUAAAUGUCGGCUAACAAUGUUUCAGGUUUUAAAGCAAUGGAACAAGUGCAAAUGCAGGCUUCUGAAUAUGUGGCACUAUUGAUUUACUGGCAGGUUCAAUGCAAAAAGCACAUGUGCACAACCGCGGCAAAGCAGCCCAUUCUGCAGUGAGCCGUGCCGGGGUAAUGUUUAGACCAGAUGGGCUCUGGAGCGCUCGUAAGAUGGUCGCCAUGGCUACCGCACACUCUGAGAGAAAUUAACUUUGCUCUGUGCACAGUUCAUCAAGUUAGUCAGAUAAUAUUGACUGUUGCAUAGACAAAGGGUUAGAGGGGAGAAGAUACCGGCUGGUUGGAAGGAGUGGCAUUGUGAGGGGCUGGGGGCUGGGGGGGGUGCAGGUUAGUGGGAUUGUACGCUCAAAAGCCCACUUCUUAAUUAGAGUCUCCGUGUGAUGCAGCUUAAAGCCACAGAAGAAGGUUUAGACUCUGCGUGUGAGCUUUGCACAAUGCACUUGGUUUUGCCAGGGUUCUUUCUCAGGCCGGGCUGAUUAAACAGAGAGAAUGAAGACUAACAGGUUUAUGAAGUCAGACCUAAUGUCUAACUGAUGUGUACUAUCAGGAUUCACUUCUCUGUUAAACGGUCUAUGGUUGGCUCUGACAAAAAGGCACCGUUGCACUGAAAGGACUUUGGAGGAAACACUGAUGGUUUAUAGAUAUGAUCUGUGACACUGUGGCCUGUUAUUACCAGUUGUUUGUGAUGGUUUCAGUGUUAGCCAAAUUAUCAUUUUCUUGUGUUAUAAUAUAAAAAUGAGUUAAAUAAAUAUAGAAAAAUGUUCAGAAGAAGAGCAAUUUCAGCAGAUCAAACUGAUUUAAGUAGAUAAAGUGUAAACAUAUACUAGCUUGAUUUGUUUUUUCCUGCGAGUGUUUGCAGUUUUCCAAGAAAACCUGCUGAACAAGUUGUAUCAGAAACGUACAGAGGCGGGGUUUAUCCCUUACAACAACAACAACGGCGGUUGAGUUGCUCACCCCAAUGUCACGUUCAGAAACGUUUCUGUCACCUUUACCAUCAACAUGAGGCUCAAGCCUCCUUCAUAAUCACCAACUCAUCCGGUAUUGCUCAACACCACAAGCCACUAAAACAUGUGAUAUCCUCAAACUCAAUCAUAUUCAUAAUAUACCAAAAAUGUAUGUAUCAAUUUGUAUCAACGCCUUGAACUGCCUUCUCAAUUUGAAAGAAUCCCAAGAAUCUGAGGGAUUUGUCCAUUAGUGUAUAAGGGCUUUGGAUCCACUUUAUGGACCGUGCCUAGUUAAAACUGUCAACAGUUCAGCCAGUUCAGCCUCGCCCCUGAAAAAUAGACUCAACAAAACCGGUCGUUGAAAGGUUGCCACAAAUCACUGGCUCCUAUAUUCCUCAGACCUUGUGGGUCUUUACGAGUAAAUAUAUUUAAUUUGUCAUGUCCACUGCUUCCCGAGCCCACUGAACCCUGUACAACACUAUCAAACGAUCUGGGAUUAGUGUUGACAUUGAUCUUAAUUAUGGCUAUGAGCACUUGGUUAUAGCUUAUUAUCAUGGUGCCAGUUCAUCUUUCCCCUCUCUCUGUUUAUCUUUUUACCUUGAGGGAGCUCUACCAGUUAAGAACUGCACUUGUUAUGACUGUCCUGAUAAACAAUGUAUGACUCCAGUUCUGUCUUUGCUUCUAUUCGACUAUUUCAGCUUUACUCUCAAACUGCAUCAUUUUAGGUUCGUAAGUUCGUUUUAGUUUAGUCUUGAAGAAGUUAUAUAGUCUUCAGAGGAAAAGGUAAACAGCCCACACUUCAACCCUAGAGUUCCAGCAGUCAGCAUAUAGGUAUGAUGAUUCACCAAUUGACCCUUCGGCCAGCUCUGACCAGCCAGGGUCCGACAACUAACCGGCUCUGCUCCGUAGACUCUCGUUUAAUCAUUUCAUAUUUUCAGGCUGAUUUUGUGGAUUUCAAGAGAGUCAUGGUAAAACGUUAAAAUAAUGAGAGUGAUAUUUGUUACCUCGAGAGUUAUAGGAAGGGGUUAUACGUUUUUUAAAACGUUACGUUUGUACGUAGAAACCUGUGGAGCAUUAGCAGAGUAUGUAGCAGAGUAUGUAGCAUUAACGAGUAUUAACUAGCUACGCUAGCUAACGAAGGUACACCGAAUGUUUACAUGCUGCUUUUGCUUUUUAAUGAUUUUAACAGUAAGUAAAUGCGUAUCCGGCCUUACAGGAACGGUGUUGUUCCCUAAUUUCAGUGUCUUCUGUCUCGAUCACCAGGUGAUGUGUUGGUUCACUUUUCCCCGGGAUUAGUAGGCUUUAGCUUAACCUUAAUCUUUCUAACCUGUUUUCACUGCUCAAUCAGUUUGACAGCCUGGAUAUACUCUAUAUAUGUAUAUAUUUCUGCAUUUCAAACACAUAUUCAAGACCCCUCUGUCUGCUUCAUUCUGAAAUGACCUUUUCCUUUUUUUUUUAAAGUUUUUCCAAAGAUUAGAUGACAUUUAUUCAGGGAGUGCAGUUAGUGACAGUGUGGGCUCCAUAGUAGCUCUGACAGAUUGACGGAGUAGCGGCUGAUCCAAAGUCAGAAUUCUCAAAUAUUAAAUAUUUGUAGAUUCUGCUGUCCUCAGCAGAAAGAUGAAUUUACGAAUGGAUUUACAUUCCUCUCAAGAUCGUGUGCACACUCACAACAUAAUACAAAUUGUACUCUUGAAUGGAGGCUUUAGAUUUCCACAACAGCCUGUUGUACACUUUAUAACCAUAGAAAUUAUAAUCAUUUCACAAAUCACAUUUAAUCCAUAUCCCCUCAAACUGAUAUCAAUAAGGCAUUUUUGCUUUCUUGGGUCCUCCAGUAUUAAUGGAAAACAAAUUAAUUGAAUAAAAUAAUGCUAAGAAGUGCACAUCAACUUAAUCAAAUAAUGCUAUAGUUCGAUGAAAUGUGUCACACUUCAGUAAGAGAAGGUAAUGAGACAUAAAACUGUUGAAGAACAGAGACUGCAGUGGGAAUGUCCACAAGUCGGCCACAUCUGUCUUGCAUUAGACAUAAAGAACAAUGCAGUUUGUACAGAUCCUUCUUCCUAAGGAGGGGGAGGAGGCUCUCUAGGGAAAAAAGUGCAAUCAAACCCCAAACACUUUGGAAAAGAUGGACUGCUAGAACAUUUAAAUGUAACCGCUACAUUGCGUCCCAUUGAGAUUUAAGGAGAUUUUCAUUGUGUAUGAAAUUGAAACAAAAAAUGAUUUGAUCUUUGGCAUUCCAUUUCUCUGCAAGCUGAUUGUACCUGCAGAGCUUCACCGUUUUCGGUCAACCAUGAAGGGAAAGGGAAGCAGAGAAGAGGGAAGGAAAGCAGAGAUCUGUUGCUUCAGGCUGUCAUGUGAUGCAGCCAUCUUUACGUCACAAUUUAGUGAUUAGGCCACAGUGAGCAUCAACAGGAAACAGCACUGCUCUACCUGACAGAACAACUAGAUGAGGUUGAACAGUGCUAAGUCAGAUUCCUCCUCGUGCAGCAUUGUUAUUAAUAAAAGCAACAUGAGUCACAUCACUAACUCAGAACCUCAAGCUUUUGCAUUCCUGGUAAUCACCCUCACAUGUGUCUGCAUCCCUUCAGUGAUCAAUACAAAAGAUUGCCACGUCUUAAAUCUAAAACAGAAGCUGUAUAUUCCCCAAACAUGAGACGGAUGGGUCGACCUCAAGGGAAAGCUUUCUGGUGCACAACCAUCUAAAAUAAUGCUGCGCCUUAAGAUUUCAGAUUGUCUUCCAGUGUUCAAGGAAAAGUUCAACAUUCUGGGAAAUAUGCCUUUUCGCUUAGUUGUUGACACUCUCAUGUCUGUACGGUAAAUAUGAGGCUAAAGCCAGCCGCGAGUCAGCUUAGCUGAGCACAAAGACUGGAAAACAGGGGGGGAGAAGUUAGCCCAGAGUCUUUUCAAAUCUCUAAUAGACACAAUAUUUCAUAUUUGUUUAAUCCAAAUAAAAAACAAAGUGCACAAAUGGUUGUGGUUUUACAGGGGGUUAUGUGCUGAACUAUUCUUUGCCUAGAGCUGUGACUUCCUGGAGUAGCUUUAUAUUUAUGGUUCAGGCAAGAGAGGGCUAUCAAUUUUGUGUAACGCUCAAGCAUGUAAGCACACAAGAAAAUCAAACUAUUCCUUUAAGGGAAAAGAUGUGUUCCUUUUGAUUUUACAAAUAAGGAAAUGUCGAGAUAGCACAGCUCUGGCCAGUGUGUGUGCUCUACUUUCAUGUCGUUUUUUUGUUCAGGAUUUCACUUUCAUGUUUCAUUUGUUUAGAUUUGUUUCUCUCUGUAGAUCAGAGUGUAGAGCCCACCUGUCCCUAAGGUUGCUCACGUGACAGAAUAGCAGCAAGAUUUAAGCUUCCAAAAAGAAAAUGAUCUGGCUAGCAUGUACAUUUGGAGGAUCGAAAAAAACUGACUGCACACACAGGGGGCUUUUGUUUCUUAGCCAGGGUGGAGAGUGUCAUAUGUUCAGACUGAUAGAACGAAAAAAAGAGAGAGAGAGAAGGCACGAGCAACCAUGUGAGAUGCAUUGUACGCGCUGCAUGAGCGCGCCAUGUGACAUAAAUUCCAAGUGUGACUUGCCUUGACUGAGAGACUCGGUGAGAUGUAGAACAUGAAUUAACAUCUGUCCUAUAGUAACAACAGUCAUUGACAACACAUGCUACUAGCGCUUCACUUCACAUUGUGCUUUAUGAGUUGGUGUGUUCUGACCUUCCAGACUUUUCCAGUCCUCCCCCUUCACUUUACCCAAAACUCUCUCCAGUGGAGGCAACUCCCCCAGUUCAUAUGCUAGCCAUAUGUCAUGAACUGACAUUGAAAAUGUCGACACAGAGGUCUUAAAGAAUAAUUAAACACUGCCUUAAAUCAGGCAAAUGUGUAUUGAGAGUCCUCUUGUCAACAGUUCUGUUUCAGGAUGUGUAUUGUCAGCAAAACCUGGACCCAUAAUAAUUAGGUCAAAGGCAUGUAGAGCUAGAUUAAAUAUUAAUCACUAAGAGAUUCUGAAAUGUUUUCGAGCCUACAUCUUUGCUGUUUACGCAGCCAGCUGGAAUGCGGAGUUGUGAAAAUGUUGUCAGAGGUCAUGAGGUUUGCGCAGCAGUGGGUCCGACUCUAUAUUUACGGGAGGGAUUUAAAACGCUGUAGAAUGCAAGUCAUCUGACCUAAUUACGCUGGUAGGAGUCGCUACAGAUGAGGUUUCACUUGCAGCUCCGCUGGGUGCAGUCUGAACUCAAGUCUGUCGGCAUAUACAGCCAUUAAAGUGUUUCUACGUUUUGACAUGGAAUAUCCAUUACCAAACAUGCAUGUUAUAAACAAAAGACUUAGUUUUAUCUCCAUUUUCUUUUCUCCAUUUAAUGAUUUGUCUUCAUGUUUGGUUAAGUAAGAAGUGUUUAAAUGUUUAAAGUAUUAGAAUGACAUAUUUCUGUAUAAAUGACGUGACAAUAGAGGCCUAAGAACUUUCAAAAUCAUCACACCAAUAGCAGUAAGUUUUGAUGCUUUCAAAUGCAACUCAAUUAAAGUCUGAGUCAUAUGAAACAAAUAUCAAGACUGGAUUUCAGUUUGUAUUAUCAGUACUCUAUCAAUACUGUCAGCUGUGUUUUUAAAUGAAAGCAAUGUUUCUACUUAUGGUUAUUAAAAGAGGUAGCAAUACUGUGGGUACGCUGACUAAAUGAAUAGCAAAGUUGCUAAGAGUAGUAAGCAAUAGUUCAUAUAGUUCAUAUAUACAAGUUGAUCGUAAACUGUUAACAAAUUCAGUUGGUUCAAUAUUAAAUUGUUGUAGUUACAGCAUUAGCAUUAAGUUACAGUUGGUUACAGUUGUAAUAUGUAGUCAGGUGAUAUUAUGAAUAUGAUCAUUGGCACACUUUGUUAUGACUCAGUUCAUGAGUCAUGUGGGUUUAAUCUUUUCAAAAACGUGCUCUGAAAAUUUAUAGUCUCGGGACUGGAUGCAUGCUCCACCUUCUUAUCUAUCAAACAGGAAGAUGUGAAUGGGCCCAAAUCAGCAAAGAAACGGAAAUAUACACUUGAGAUUAUGGCUUAUUCUUGGGACUAUUCUGCAAAACAGCGGUGUGGCUUGGCAAGUGUGUUUGAUUUACACACCACCGCUCUCUCUCUCGCUCUACAACAGCAGGACUCUUUAGGCCUAGCUGCCUAGGUCUCAACCUGAAAGUGCAGAGACCUGAGUUUCCCAGCAGCUGUCGUUAGUGGUGAAUGUCACAUACGGCUGCCAAGUCACGCCAAAUAGACCCCAUCUACUAUGGCAGCUCUCAUAUUUCACUGGCUGCCUCUGGGAAUAACAAAAACACGCUGCGAGUCCGGUGCAUUUAAGUUUGCUACAACUAGUGUUGUGAAGACCAAGCUUCGGGAAAUAGGACUAAAUAUCCAUAAUACAUAUGAUUUGUAGCUCAAUUUAUAUAUUCUAAUUUUGUUGAAAAUAUGAUCUUUUAGCAACUUGAUGGACAAACAGAAACAAGUUGCAUUUUGUAAAGAAAAGCAAUAUUAAAAACAAACUUAAUUGUUAAAAUAAGGCUCUACUGUUAUGUGCAUGAACUGCCCCCCUUAUGACUUUUGUGCAAACUGUGCCCAUUGUUUUACAACACUGGUCACACUGUGUCCAAAAGGUCCACCCUUGCCCCUAGACCUCAAAGUACUAAAGCAACUCACCAUCUAUAAAUGCCAGCAAAUACAUAGCUACAGAGGCAAUGGGCAAUGACUAGAGCAGUGCCGAGUGGCCAUGCACGUUCAUCACUGCACAGACGAUAGACUGAACAGGAGGGAAGUACAGCAGACAGAAGUACAGAGGAACCUGAAGUGUAAUUACAGGGCAGAGGACUGGAGGUGAGGCUGUUGGAGAAGCCAAACAACAGCGUAUAGAGACAAAGAAAUUAACUUUUGGAGGGAAAGAAAGCUUUGUUGGGAAUCCAGUUCAAGUCAUGCAAGCUGAGUCAUAUCAUAAAGAAAACGGAUAUUCUGGUGGACAUUAGCUACUAGAAAGACAACCAGAAUAGAUCAAAGCAUUAUAACCUCCAGCAGGCAUCCACACGAAAGCCACUGAGAGGCACUGCCUCUGGUUUAGAUUAGUGCUCUACUUCCGGAGCAAAAAUAGAUCUCCUUGUGAAUCCCGUCUUGUGAAUAAUAAAGAGGAUGCAGCCAAUACUCCAAAUAUCUUAAAGCAAGCAGUCAAAGUUGGACUUUCAACAUUGUGUAAUUGGUGUAUGUGUGUGUUUAUAUGUUCGUACGUUGACAGGCAGCACACACUCAGCUGGGAUCUCUUGCUUUGUUCUGGGUUUGCAAAGAUUUUUUUUUGUUGUCGGUGUGGGUGUAUCCAACUGUGACAAGCUGCUUGGCUCCGUUCGGUCCUUUGUAAAUCCCGGAGUGUCCCUCAGGAAUGGAGCUGCUCUGAAAGCAGCUAAGCGCCCGUGUUCACCUCUUGACUUAGUUACUGAUUGGCAGACUGCACCGAGGGCCAGACAAAACAAAGGAGUAGUCACAUGGGCUCGGGAAGUGGUAUUCACCCGCUUACCUCAUUGUUACUUUUGCCGGGAUCAGAUGCUUUAUAUCUGAAAGCGUUCGGAGAGGUGGGAGCAUUAGGUUACUCCUUUUAGCUCCUUUUUCCUCAAAAGACACUGACUUAAAUUGAUGUUCCCCCAAUGAGUGUUGAGUCUACUGCUAAUUGAGAGGUUUUAAUUUCCUAAUUUAAUUGUGAAUUUUGUUAUUUUCUGUAGAUGUUGAUAAUAUAUUGUACAUAACUCCAAGCAGCUGUAUUUUUAGUUAAAAUUGAAAUCAGAAUUACAAAUACAGGGGGAAAAUAUCAUGAAGUUCAUUCCAAAGUAAAGUCAUUUGCCACAUAGUAUUCAAGACUCAUACAUUAGCUUGCAACUCAGCAAUACUCAAUAGUUGAGUAUGACCAAUCGUAAUCACCACGUUUUUUCAUCCUCUUCAUUUAAUGCAAACAAGCAACACAAAAAAACCAAAGAUAUCCCAAACAGCACAUCAUAAAAUCAGCAGAUCUGCCACAGCAGAGAAUAUCCAAAUGUGAUGUCGUAUGAAUGAAGAUGCCUCCGCGAUGGAAAGACCAUGUUGCCAUUCAUUAAGCGGAGCCGUGUACGUUUCACAACUCCCACGUGGUGGGCUUCUCAAACUCGUUUGUCAAAAUAACACAUUUUGAUUUUAAUAACUUUUGACGUAAUCAUAAAGAGGCUCAGCGUCACUUCUGAUUACGAUGCUGGUGGUGAGGUCCCGCUGUGGCUCUUUACAUCCGUCUGUGUCUGACAGCAGCAAAAAGGGAGAUUAGCUCUGCAACUUGUUGCCCGAGACUCUUCCUCUUCAGGUUCCACUGCGGUCUGAAUAUAACUAAUGAGUUAUACCGUUUGCUGUUAGUGGAAUUAGUGUUACAUUGUCUUAUGCUACUUUACAUUUGAAUUACAUUGGCCCAGUUCUCAGAUGACAGUCUGAGAACAACAUUAAGAAAACUAAUUACAGCCUUUAAAGAAGGGAGCGUUUGGGGGCAUUUUUAAAUCAGACCUACUCCAAUACUGUAGUAAUACUUAUAACUAUUCAUCUGACUGAGUUCUAUUCAAGUGAUAAUGCAUGUAAAGAGCGAGUUGAUUUUGCAGUUUCUCUUUUAUUUUGAAUCGCAUGCACUUCUUGAUUUUUAUAGACUUCUCUAUUUUUCUGGUUUACGAAACCCUGACAAACCCUAUUGGAUAAUUUAGAAAAUGUGUUUUUUAGCAAGCUCACAACAGGGCCGUUUUUCUUUGGGAUGCAAGAUGUCCGGUCUCAACUCAACACACAUAAAAAGAUACCUUUCAGGUCCAUUGUCCCCAGCCAUUGACUUGAGGGCCGUCUUUGUUUUCAGCGUGCCGCUUCCCUUUUCUACCUGCUAACAGGCAGCUGGCUUGCUCUGUUGUGACAACCGUGGGAGCUUCCAGACACCCUUGUAACAGCUUGGCUCGUUAGUGGGAGAUUUAGCACACCAACUUUGGGGGUCUGGAGGGCUGCUAAUGUCCUGGAGGGGUGAUUGACACAGAGAAGGAUAUCAUUAUUUCGACCAGCUCGCCUGCCUGAGCAGAGCUCGGUCUGACAGUUUGUUGUGAAGGUUGUCUUGGUCCAGACGGUCGACUGGGCCACAAUUGCCACAGAGUGACAUUUUGUUUUGCCUCAUUCAUGGUUCACGUAACCAGUUUGGACAUUGUGGUUCAGGAAACAGAGGAACUGAACCUGAUAAUACUAAUUCUGAAAGUGCACGGUAUAUCUCAAGGUCUUGAAUCACAACUUUUUAAAAAAAGCAAUUGAAAUAUAUAUUUUGUUGUAAUAUCAACUUAUCCUCUAAAAUGAUUGUCAUCUGAUGCUGCAGGUGCUUCAUUUCAGGACCCUUAAAGAUACUUUCGCAAACUAGCCCGGUCUACAGUCACCCCAGAGAUAGAAUACUUUCAUAUGUGUAGCUGAACUUAUCAAAUAUAUAUUUUCUACCCAUCUGUACAGUCAAAUCUAAUUCAUGUUAGUCGUUUCCAUGAAUUGCAAAUCAUUACUGAAUGUUACAUUUGUUUAUAAUCAUUCUUGAAUAAAGCAAUGUACAUGAUCAAUAGAUCCUUUUUGAAAUGCCCAUGCAUGUUGUGGCUGAAAUGGAUACUGUACCUAUACAAACAUUUUUCAAAAAAGGUUAUCAGGCUUAAGAUAAAACAUGUCGUUUGAAGACGACAGCUCUUCUGCCAGAAUCGUAAGCAGCUGUAACCGCUUCCAGAUGUUAUAAUCGUGCCCGAUGAUGGAGCACGAUCAUGCCAAAUGAAACAUGCCAUAGUACCUCAAAUAUUUAGCUAUUUUUCCCCCCCAAACAUCAGUCAGUGCCUAUAGUGAGCCUAUAGUAUGUUUGCAUUAACAGGAGGGCCUUUGUGGGAAUCUAAAGCUGGAUCCAAUUAUGUUUUCAAAGGUUGCAUAGCAUAUUUCUCUGAACUUAACCAUAGCAGCCGGCAGUUGUGACCCGAGGCUUCAAAGCUCCAAGGACAUUAUUUACUUUAAGUACAUACAGAGUGUUUCUGUGACCUAAAUGUCUAAGAACAUAAAGCAGGAAGUCUUUUUAACCUACAAGAACCUAAAUUGUCUUGAUGAACACAUUUUGGUCCACUGCUGUUUAAUGGACACCAUGAUGUGCCAAACGUUUACAAAGAAAACAUUUGAAGCUGCCGCUACAUUUUUACCAAUCGACAUGAGAUGUGAAAAAUGAUCUGAGGGAUGACAGAAUGCUUCACCACAUGUAAAGAAGGAACUUUAAAAGGAUUUAACACCUCUAACGCCUGUCUACAUCAUUUGAUAUUAUUCAACCUGACAAAUGAGUUAUAUGAAUUUAGGCUUUAUAAAUGUAUUAGUAUAUUGUUAUUAUCUGUGUUGCAUUGUAAAAAUGUCUUGGAUGAGCUUAACUAUGGGCAGCAAAGUGAAAGUUAAGGCUGUUAAUGGCUAUUUAAUUACAUAUGUUGACUAUAAAAUAGAAGCUAUCGGAAUCAGACUACUGGUUUUCAUAUUAUAUUAUGUUCAAAAAGGACCAUAUACUUUUCAAACCUCGCCAAACGUUCCCAAUUCCUGCGAGUAUUCAUAGUUGAGGGGGAUUGUGGCUGUAGAAUGCUUGUGCGCAGGCGGACAAAACCUCAGGACACCAAUUAAAGUCAGGAAAAUGUAUUUUGUCUCGCCUUCGAUAUAUGUAGGAACAUAAUACACAAGGACAAGCAUGACUCGUUUAAAAAAGGUGGCUGUGUGUUUGAUAUUGCUCACCGCCGGCUAAAAAGAAAAUCUGUAUGAGUGCACGUCUCUUUUUUAAAGCUAGUAAAAGAAAGUCAAAACCAGGUUUCUUUGAUGCAAGUUUAACCGUGACAUUGAGGACAAACGGAAGUUUUGUGAUAUAUACUGUACAAGGACUGAACUCCCUCCAUCCCCAGCCAACCACGAAUCUACAGUACAAUCAGUUCUCCUUCAAGCUCUAAUGUUCAACACUCUUUUACUUAAACACUUAAAACUGAUUCUGGGCCCCUCUUGGUGCUCAUCAGCUGCCCAUUCCUUCAACAUCUGCAGGAGACUUGCUCAUAAUUAUGAUGGAUUAGACUAGGCUCUUUGUGCCUGUGCACUGCAAUUGUUUUGCAGAUGCUGCAGAUGUGACAUGCAUUAAUAAUUGAGGGAGGCAGACAGAAAUCAAUAUUCUACUGGAAUCACUGGAAUAUAGAUGCUUAAGGCAGAGAGAACGCAGGGUAAGCAAAAAUGAAACCAUAUGCUCUGUUUGCUGCUUAACCUUCUGAGGAGAUCUUAGUUUCCAUUCAUCAGUUUUAUUACUUUACUAAAUUACUUUGUCGCUAGACUUACAGAUCCCAAGGAAUACAAAUUAAAAGAUAGCUUCCCUCAACGUUUGGCCAAUUUAUGUUUAGACAAAAUGCUGCUCAGCUGAAACCAGACAUACAACUUAUUUAGAUUAACAGGUGAAGUAUUUAACAAAACUCUGAUUUUGAGGUUUUUACGUUUAUCCUGGGAAUCAGCUCCACCAAAAAUUGACAUUUUCUUAAAUCAGAGAGUUGAAAAAUCAUAAAGCAAAGAAGUUCAUCAGGAUGAUUAAGUUAGUCUGGGAAACAUUUGUGAGGGUAAGUUCAUAUUCUGAACUCAGUAUAACUCCACGGCACAAAGCUCACAAUUCUAUGGUCUAGCCCUGAUAACAAAGGCCUCAAACUGGAGAAUCGAGUUGUAUUUGCAUAUUUGACGCAGCAAUGUGUUCAGGGUUAGGAAUACCACAACUCAACAGCUGACGAGCAGCCAAGUCCUCCUCCCAUCUACCAUCUGGAACUUUAACCAUGCAUCCUACUACCUUCAAUCAACUAGACUUGUAUUUAGUUUAAUGUAUUCUGUCCUUUGAUAUUAUAACCAAUGACCCAAAUGCAAAGAGAAAGUGUUCUUUGUGAAAGUGAACUUAGGUCAGAAUCUCGAGAAAGGAUUCAGACACAUGCUAUUGUCUGAUGCAUGCCUGCAUGUCUGAAAAAAGCAAGAAGCUGCUGAUUCACAUGUUGACUACAGUGUUUUUUAUUUAUUUUCCCUCUGUUAAUUUAGCAUGUUCCUAGUGUUUCUAUUCUAAAAUAUUGCUAUUGUCUUAUGGAAGUAGACUCACAGUCCACUGUUAGCUGAAAUAGUCCUGUAAUGACCUCUAGUUUUAUUCUCUUUUCACUUUCUACUCACUAUCUGGUUUCUAGGUGAUUGGGGGAUGAGGUCAGGGUGAAUCUAAUUCUAUGACAGGAUCGUGUUGCAAGCUGAUACCAAUUUAGUGCCAAGUGUAAACACAUAACUCAACUGACCUUCCCCUCACUAAGGCCACAGUCAGGCUGAAGUUAGAUGUUUGUCAGAAGAGUCAAUUUGACCGAGUAAAGUUCCUACACAUAGGUUAAAAUUAAAUCAUGUGUUUGUUUUACAUAAGACAUAUUGUAUUUGAAAACAUAACCCUGCUUGAAUAAUGAUGUAACCAAAUAUUUCUCUCUUUAUGUGCCCUGCAGGACGGACAGAGGGCAGCCCUGUGGAUGGACCCUGAGCAGGCCAGAUGGAAACAGAACAAGCCAGACAUGAGGCGGAAGAAAAUCUGAUAUUAGCAAAAUCUGGCACAUCUCGCAACAUCUCUCACAAACUUCAGAAUGGAGGCCAGUCUUCAGAGGGAGAUUCUCUGCAGAGCCCUGGGGAUACAAGCUGGAACCAUUAUAAGGCCAGCGCAGGUGCUAACCCCAUGAAGAGGCACAGGGAGAAUCAAGGAUCCUACAUGAUGAAUGGAGAACUUAUGAAUGGAGAGUUGAAGCAUGCACUCACUGAGCAGUCCUUACUCACCCACCCGCCCAAGAAACUUAAAGUAGAAUCUGAGAUUAAAAGAAAUGACAACAUGAGCUCUAGUUUGGUGGAUAGCUUUCCUGAUCUGACAAAAGCAACUGAGUGUGAAAGCAAUACCCCACAGACAGAGCUUAAGUUAGACAAGAGGAACUGUGAUUUUCCUAAUGGAGAUUUUUUCUGUCUACCGAGGAAUAAACAUGUUUCAAAUGGUGCUUUAUCACCCCCCUCAACAAUAGAAAGCACUCCAGGUGAUCUUUUAGAGAAAACCCUGUCUCAGUAUUAUCCUGAGCAAGUGUCAAUCGCACCACAAACAUCUGGGCCACAUCUUGAUGUGGUCAAUGGUUCACUGGCAAAUAAGCUGCCAAGUGAAGGUGCUCAACCCCCAUCUUUAACCUCAGGAAUGCCCAAUUCAGCUCAGAUGCCUGACUUACAGCAACAGCAGCCUGGGGCAUCGGGCAAUGUUGAAGGAGGCAACAGUUAUAACUCUGUCAACUAUGUAGUGAAUGGAUACUCCAACAACUUUGAAGCAGACCACCAGCAGCAGCAACAACAACAUCAUCAUCAGCAGAGGCCACCAUCUUACUCUGGUCAGGAGCUGUCUCUAGGUCAGCUCCCUGGCAUGAUCCCACCAACAAGCACUGCCAAUAGCUCACAACAACAUCAAAAUGGCCCACGGUGCUAUCCAGAUGACACAAAUCCCCAAGGGAUAUAUGAGAAGGUCAACCAAGAGUUUAACCAGAACUCUUUUCUGGAGCACGACGCCCCUGUACAGGCAGCAGAGACAGGUGGAUAUGCAUCCUUUCCUAACUCUGGGUUACAGAAGAUGGGGCAAAGUGAAGAACCUAGGUCUGGUCAGCAUCAGCGCAUUGGCACUGACAGGGGCCACCAGUAUGUGAUUCAACCCCAGACCUUUAAACACAAUGCCGGGAACUCACGUGGCGCUGACAGUACGGGACCCAUGGGCCCCAGUCUCCAGCAGCCAAGUCAUGCUGCGUUAGAAAACGGGAUGGAGAACACGCCUCAGCAGAGAGCCAACUUAUCAUGUUCGACUCCCCACCAGAGAGGCUGGGUAGAGCUAAACUCUCCACAUUCCCAGCAGCAGACUGCUAACUCCCAGGUUCACUGCCAGAUGUUGGAGCCAAAUACCGGGCAAAGAUUCCAGACACAGGCAGGUUUCACAGAUAGCAGCCAGGGGUCUAACAGCUUCCAGCAGCAACAGCGGGACCGUCUCCCGGCCCAAACACACUGUGCUACAGCCCAGCACAACACUGCCCCUGAGUGGCAGGAAUCAAAUUCAAAAGCACCUCAAAUGCAGCAGCCUCUACACCAGAAAAUGCCCGAGCAGCGUAAUUUCCACCAAGAUCAGCAGGUAGACAGCCGCUAUCACACCCAGAUGCAGUCAGAGCAUUUAAGUGAAGACCCUGACCUGCAGGAUAUACUGUCACCUGGGUUUUUACCAACACAGCAACAACCACAGCACUGUCAUCUUCAACGUCCCCUGUCCCACCCACCACAAUUUGAAGGGCAGCAACUCAAGUCACCCGAUUACAGACCUCGCAGUCAGCCUCAGCCAGGUCAGCAGCAGCUUCAACCCAACCAGGCUCUUAGAAACAAUUCUGCUCAAUCCAACAACCAACAAAUCCAGCACAGCGACCAUGCAACAUUCAGUUACAAUAACACAACGGACAUGCAACAGCUUCAACAACAUCAAAGGCAGUUUCCACCUGACUCAGGCAGCAGUAACCUCAAGCAAUUUCAACCACAGCGGCCUAACAACCACUGCCACCAGCACAACCAUGCAGACUUCUCCCAGACCUCAACGCAGUCACAACCUCACUUACAAGGAGGCGUGUUGAACCAACCGAUGUAUCCUAAAGCUGAACAGCAGCUGAAGAUAUCAUGCCCUCAGUUCCAAAGGGGACCUCGACUACCUCUGGCACCUGCGGGUCCCCAUGGAGACUUUCAGAGGCAUGCAGCCCUGCGUAUGCACCUGCUACAAAGGCAGGAGCGCCAGGUCCCUCCUCAUCCCCUUCAGAGCACUAGUGACCCCACACAUGGCCUGAGAGCUGUGAAAAUGGAAAACGACCCCAGAUUUGAGUUGCCAUGUUCACAGCAGCAGGGGCAGCAGUUACAGAUGCGAGAGGUGGGAAUUGGUGGUGUGCAAAUCAAGCAGGAGAAUCAACCAUCCCUGUGUGAGCAAAGCAAGAGGUCGGGAAACAUCUUGGCCUUCAUGGAACAAAGCCUGAGGCAGUACCAGCUUUCACCUGUGUUUGAGAAGAAAUCCCUUAUCGUCAAUCCAGCAAAUAAAGUCAAGGUGGAAUAUUCUGGGCCUGUCACAAUCCUGUCAACCAACACUGACUUGAGUGGAGUUGAAUCAGCAGCAGCUGCCCCAGCCGCUGCAGCUCUAAAGAGACCACCUGAUUCCACCCCUAAGAAGGAACACCUCCUACAAAGCUUCAUGGACUCUCCUAUGAAGCUAUUGGAUACCCCGAUAAAGAACCUACUGGACACCCCCAUGAAAACACAAUAUGACAUUGCAUCCUGUCACUGUGUUGAACAAAUCAGUGAGAAGGAUGAAGGCCCAUACUACACUCACUUGGGGUCUGCGCCGAGUGUUGCCGGUAUUCGGGAGGGGAUGGAGAAAAGGUCUGGUCUAACUGGUCGCGCCAUCAGGAUUGAGAAAGUAGUAUACACCGGCAAGGAAGGAAAAAGUACACAAGGGUGCCCUAUUGCCAAAUGGGUGAUUCGUCGGUCAGGUGUAGAAGAAAAGCUACUGGUGUUGGUGCGGGAACGCACUGGUCACAAAUGCGAGACAGCCUGCAUCAUUGUAGUAAUCCUGGUCUGGGAGGGCGUCCUGCCCAGUGUAGCUGACCGCCUCUACCUCGAGCUAAGUGAGACUCUAACAAAGCAUGGAGCCCUCACCCAGAGACGAUGUGCUAUCAAUGAAGAGAGGACCUGUGUAUGCCAGGGGUUGAAUCCUGAUGCCUGUGGGGCAUCUUUCUCCUUUGGCUGCUCUUGGAGCAUGUACUACAAUGGUUGCAAGUUUGCCCGCAGCAAAAUCCCAAGAAAAUUCAAGCUACUAGGAGAUGAUAUGAAAGAAGAAGAGAAACUGGAGCACAACUUUCAAAAUCUAGCAACAUUAUUGGGUCCCUUGUAUAAAACGUUGGCACCUGAAGCUUAUGCAAACCAGGUGGAACAUGAACACAGGGCACCAGAUUGUCGUCUGGGGCUCAAGGAUGGCUGUCCCUUCUCUGGGGUCACUGCUUGUCUUGACUUCUGUGCCCAUGCCCACAGAGACCUCCACAACAUGCAGGGCGGCAGCACUGUGGUGUGUACAUUAACAAGUGAGGAUAACCGAGACAUUGGAAAGAUACCAGAGGAUGAACAGCUCCAUGUACUGCCGCUUUACAAGGCUUCAAACACUGAUGAAUUUGGCAGUGAGGAGGGUCAGCAGGAGAAAGUCAAGUCAGGCGCCAUCCAAGUCCUCAGUGCCUUUCGCCGCCAGGUGCGCAUGCUUGCAGAGCCCGCCAAGUCUUGCCGGCAAAAGAAGCUGGACGCUAAGAAGGCAGCUGCCAACAGGAUGGCCAUGCUGGACAAUGAAAAGGCAGAGAAGGCCCUCCUGGCCAAGGCGAAAGCUGGCACUUAUGAGAACACCGCUCAGAGCAGUCCUAUGGCAGGACCUAUUCAAGGUGCUAUGGGAGCAAUCCUACAGUCAGGUCAGCCAACACACCCUCUGGGGCCCCAUCAUCAGCAACUACAGCAACAACAGCACCAGAGCAUCCUUCCCCCUUAUCCUGGCUCAACAAAUGUAGCCAGCUACCCCAGGUUCCCCAACCACCCGGGGUCUUUUCCAAGCACUUCCAGGCCAGGCACCAUGUAUCCCCCUCAGCCGCCAACACCAACCAGCCCUUACCCCUCCCCGCUCCACGUACCAAACUCUUACAUUAAUGGAUCAAAUCGUCCAUAUCCAGGUUAUCAAUGUAACGGAGGAAUGCCCCUUGACAAUUGUCACCCAUACUAUGCUUCAAACCCAAAGCACCUGGAUAUGUAUCGACAACAGCGGCCAGCACUUUACUCAGAGCAGCAGUACGGUGUACAUCAGCGUUAUGAGGUCAAUUAUCCGCCGAGGUACGCUGAGCCAGGUUUACAGUUGAAUGGUUACAAUGCCUGCAACAUGAGGCCAGUUCACCCCAUGAGACCUUACUCCCCUUAUGGUCCCAAUGGAUCCUCAGACCCCCAGUUUAUGGACCCCCUUUCAAGAGCACCCUCAGCUCAUGAAGGUCUAGACUAUACAGCUGCUGUGAGCAAAGGCAAUCAGUUUGGAGGAUACCCAAAUCCUUACCUAUCUCGGAGCCCUCAAAUCUUCGCCCCGGGCCAAGAUCCUUUCCAUAUGCAAAUCAAGACCGAGAUGGGCAUGCCUCACCCACAAAUGCUUUCUGCUCAGUUAGGCGGUGGGUGUUUUACCCCUGAGUCAGGUUUAGGUCUGCCUAAUGGGAGCCUCAUGGGCUCUGGUAUUAAGCAGGAGCCUGGAACACCGCCGACACCCACAACCCCACAAAAGCCUGAGGUGUGGUCCGACAACGAGCACAACUUCUUGGACCCCGACAUUGGUGGUGUGGCAGUGGCACCAAGCCACGGCUCAGUCCUCAUUGAGUGUGCAAAGCGGGAGCUCCACGCCACGACACCCGUUAAAAACCCAGACCGCACCCACCCAACGCGCAUCUCCUUGGUCUUCUACCAGCACAAAAACAUGAAUGAGGCCAAGCAUGGUUUGGCACUGUGGGAAGCCAAGAUGGCAGAGAAGGCUCGGGAGAAGGAGGAAGAAGCAGAGAGGAAUGGCGGCGAGGGGACACCUAGCAAAGGCAAGAAGGGGGCGAAGCGUGAGCAUCCAGAGUCAGAAUCCACCGGGGAGCCUCCUUACAAGCGCUUUAUCCAGGCACUAAUGGAGGGGUCCUUGUCGUGCACGACAAACACUUAUGUCAAUACAUCUCCGUACGCCUUCACCAAGGUCACAGGGCCUUACAGUCAGUUUGUGUAAGAAGCACUCGUGAAGAAGAAAAUUUAAGGUGCUUUAUUUAUGACAAAGACCACAAGCACCACUGGCCUCUUCUAAACACUCCUUCCUAUCUGUACGGUUAGCAACAACGUAGAAAAAGGAACCUGUGAUCAGAUGAGAUAUAAAUGACCUUUCACAUGAGGUCUUUCACCUCUUUAACAAUCAAGCUUUACCUGUUGACCCUACUGAGGAUGUAUUUAUUUUUGUUCGACAACUUUUGCAAGAUACACACUCAACAUCUCUGGUGCUUUCAGUCUGAAACACAAGGACCUAUUUUUAAUGGAAACAAAUUUUCAUUUUUUUGUGGCUUUAUUUUUCUUACAAAAUUGUACUCUUGGCAUAAAACACUGACUUUGUCAAUGACAACAUUCACGGUGCUAAAGUGUAUGGUCACAACCAUUUAUUUAAAUUCAAAUGCCUUCACUCUAGGACCAUAACUCACUCUACGAGUGACGUCCAAUGAACAGGACUCCGGAAAUAUCAUCCCACGAUCAAAUGAUCAGCAUCAUAAUGGUUUUUGGCAAGUCAGUGGUUCUUAGGGCACUUUUUGAUAAUGCAAGUUAAAUGUUUUGGUGAUACCUUUAAAUCAGAAAAUCGGGUUAUACUUACUACAUUGAGAGUAAUUAAUUUCUAAGCAUCACUGAAAUUAAAUUGAUGAAUUUAUAAACAGUGUGAGCAAUCCAUGAAACCGUUUCAAGUUGAUGCUAAAAGAUGUUUUUGAACUAUCUUUGUGUUGGUGCUUCUUUAGCUUACCUAUGUCAUUUAUACUGUAAAUUGAGCCAUUCUCAUGGUGCAUUUCUAACAUUUUGAGGGGAAAAAACAGUAUGUUUGUGCUAUUUCAGUUUUUUCCAGGUUUACUUUGUUGUCAACGACUGUUUUUAAUGUUCCUCACCGUAGGUUCAUUGAACAAACCUGGACUGUGAAUAUUACAUGUAGUUGUGUGUCUGUGGUGCUUAGGAAAUGUGUUUUUUUAUACACUGAGGAACAUGAAACAGGGUAAGCCCAGUGUCUGUUUCAGAGGGCAGCUGGCUUGAUGUGGGGUCUUUAACUAUUGUAAUCUAACUGUAAGAUAAACAGGUGAGAUUUGUACAGUAAAUUAAUUUCCCUUUUUGGAAUUACUGUUAGAGAUUUUGUGUUGUAAAGAAUGCUAACGGCCUAUUUCAUUGUAUUUCUUUGGGUUUAACUGAUCAUAAGGUGCUAUCCAACCUACAUACGUGUGUGAAACAUACAAUGUGAGACUCUUUGGACAGCAGGAAGGCUUUUAAAUAAUGUACAGUUCAAACCCGUCAUAUACCUCAAAUCUAGUUUGGCAAUAGAAUAAUAACAUAUUUUUCUUUCUUCCUUUGUAUAUUACUUUCAAAAUAACAGUUCAACUUCAGGCCACCAAAAGGCAUAACAGUUCAUUUCUUACUUUCUUGUCAAUCUGCUAGAAAGUAUUACUUGAACUUAAAUCUUUGAUGUUACUGUAAAAUCAGGGACAUUUUCAACUAAUUCUGUGUUCAUUGCCUGUAUUCAUCCGGUAGUUUUUUCAUUCAGGUACUUGCCAUUGCAUCCUGAAUCUGAUUCUUGUCGACUUCACAAAGAGAAAAAAUAUUUUGUGAGGAUAAAAGUACUUUCCUGCAAUUUUUUACUUAUAUUUUAAAGUAAUCUUUUAAAAGUAAUUUGAACAUAUAUGCACUGAGUUGACUAAAGGGAAAGUAUGAUAUUGACUAAGUAAAAAGCAAUGUAUUUGCUUUAGCUAUGAGACAAGACCAGGGGAGUGAUUAACGUAGUUGCACAUCUCUGUGCCUGUGUAUAGUUAAAUUUAUUUAUAACCACUAAGCAAUUGUAUAAUGAUUUUUCUUCCCUGUCUAUUUGAUUUAAUUAACGCGAUAUAUAGUGGAAUGUCAUGUUAUAGUAACAACUUACCCCACUCUUCAACAGAUGCAUUUUCUGAAAGCACUUCAUUUCUUUUUCAGGAAAAAAAAAAUGUAAUAAAGAAUUACAAAACGUUUUAUUUAAAUAGAUUGUAAAUGUGUUUAAAAAAAAUAAUAAAUUAUGUCACAUUGUACAUACCAGGAACCUGCAUUGCAGGAAUACAACUCAUUCUUUGAUGUUGAUGUAGGUUCUUCUUGUUCUGUCAAAUUGACCCACAGCUACCCGAUCAGCGAUACUCAUAUCUUUAAAUAUUCUUUCAGGUUAGCAGAAUGAUCAUGGUUAGAUUAUCCAGGAAGUCUGUAAAUGUAUGCUCACUGUCACAGCAAUGUUUACAGUGAUAGCAUCCUGUUCGCGCAGACAUUAGACGGUCUAGUUUUUUUUUUUUUUAACUGUUCCAACUUUGUAAAAUAAUUCGACAUAAGAAAAUGUCAAAUUUUGUUGUACAGGACCCAGCUACAGUAGCAGGUUGUGGUUGAGAAAGCCAAGGUGUCUAAGAUAUAGCGGGUUAAAAGCAUAGCCAUACUUGCUUCAGAGUGUUUCUGAGUAGAGUCAACAUUACUUGAAUGACUUCCUGGGCUGAACUAGUGUGCUAUAUGUGCUCGGCUCACAGGUUAAGCUGGAAGUUGAUACACACUUGGUCUUUUUGCAGUUAGACACUAAGGGGUAAAAAAAAGUGCAACUUUUUGCCUGUCAUUUUCUUUUUUAAGGCUUCCCUUGUUCUCCUGAAGUUUGGUAUGCUACAAAAAAUGGAAUUAGGGAUGGGUAUUAAUACUGUAAGUAUUGUAAUGUAAUGGAUGCAGUUUAUUUGAAAGCUGUUUAUUAUAUCAUUCCUGAUAAUGCUGAGAUGUGGGUGUUUUUUUAAUAAAAUUUAUAUUUAUUUAAAGCAAUUUGAUUUGUUACUCCAAGUUAAUACUAGUAUCUAAAUCCUUGAGCAUUAUUGUCCACGUGUUAAAGUUUUGAAAUGAGUAAUUACGGACAAAUGUGGAAAGAGGUAAUGCCAUGUUCACACCAUACAUUUUUUUAAUUUACCCAAACAGAAAGAAAUUGUUACAUACAAAUGGCGUUGUGUUUGUGGCUUAAAAGGCAAAUUGGAGCAUAUUGGCAUCACUUUCAGUCUUAUACAAGGAUGGACCUGGGUAUUUGACCCAAAGAUACUGCAGUGCUUAUACAUUAGAAUUUACAAUUUAAUAGAAAGGAGAUCAAUUAUUUUGCAAUUAACCUCAAAAUUAUAAUAAAACAAUCUGAUGUCUACACAUUUGACUGCAUAAUAAACUUAGAUGGCACUUUAUACAGCUGAGAACGAGUCCUUACCAACAAUAAAUCCAGCUGCAUUCAAAGGAUGCAGCUGCUUCAAAAGGUUUUGUUGGCUCCAUGUUGUCUUUAGGGCUUCAGACAAAAUGCCACUUGUCCACUGUGCGAGAGAAUAUUUAGAAUUACAUGAAAAUAUAAGUAUUGAAACACAUAAUACCUCAAAUAAACAAAAUGUAGUGCAGGUUAGUCAAUAUUUACGUACCAUUUGGAGACACAGGAUGUGUGCUGUCGAAUGCAGGAGCCUGGGGUGGCACAUGUUAAAAAGGACAAUUACCAAACCAAACCCGAACACAGUUCUACUUGCUAUUAUUGUGUUUACUAUCAUCAUCAUUGUAAAAACAGCAACAUAUGGAAGUUCUCACCGAUUCCACCACAUCUCUGGCCUCGUCGUCGCUGCAUUUGAAAGGGCUCUCGCAGCAGGAGAUAUUUUUGCUGAUCAAAAAAGCCAAUAGUGUUCAUUGCACUUAUGUACAUCAGAAGGACACUGCAGGAGUUUUCCCUCCACCAACUUACCAUUCAAUCCCUCCGCUAUUUGUCUGCUUCUGCACUAGUGCCCUCCAGUGCUCAUGGGUGGACUUAAUGAUCUCCACUGCAAAGUCCUAUUAAGAGGGCAUCAGAGAAAAACACAUCAUUUGAUUUCUUUAAAACUAAUCCAUUCAGUUUUAGCCACCGGGAAACCCCGAUAGACUCCGACCCCGAGUAAACAAACUGUCGUGUCUUAUCUUUGUAAUGUGUUUGGUGUUACAAAAGUCUCAGUACCUUGUCUUUGAAUUCUCCAUUGAACCCAAAUUGGUUCUCAGGCUUUCCAUCGGGCACCUUGUAUUUCCUAAACCAGUCGACAGUGGCCUCUAAAUGACCAGGCCGGCUCUUACAGACAUCUUCUAUGCCUGAGGAGAACAUAAACACAGCGGAGUAAGAACAGAGGACCAAUCUGCACUAUAAUCGUCUUAGUAUGAAUAAUAUGACUGGUAUGACUCUGCUCCAUUCACACUUGGUAUUUGGAAUAUAUCUUAAUGCAAAAAUAAGAGUAUGAUGAAUAUGUACAUCUUUAUGUAGCAUAGUAAGUGUUUGAAAAAUAUUUAAAAGUAGCAAUGCCCCAUUAAAACAACAUUGGGAGAAGGUUGCAGUUGUAUUGUAAACAAUGCAGCCUUAAAGAUAUUCAGAAACGGCUUUGCAAAAUGCUGUAAGGAGUAAAUAGUAAAAAAAAAAAAAGGCAUCAACAAUUUUUCGGCCUUCAGGAUACACACAAUGUUUUAUAAGAAACGUUGACUGUAAACAAAGCUGCGUUGACAGUAAAAACUCCACAGGGUAUGUUCUAGGUUAGUGUUUUAAAGUCUGAAGUUACUGCCUGAGCUGCUGACCGGAUUUUCAUAUUGAACCUGCAAAUGUUUCUUUUAUUUUAUAUUUUCAAAUUCGAUCACUUGAAUCUCAACCGGGCAGUGCAGGUACAUUAAUACCGUAUUUAUAGUUUGUGGUCGAGGGCACAUCUGACAAAUCCUGGAGAUUGAUUUGGCAGCUCGUCUUCACCUCCAGUGACACUUGUAUCCUAAAAGUGACCGUGU